UUAACCAACAGUCACAUGAUCCUGAUGUCAGUUAGCAGCGGCGAUAAACUGUUAAAGACGAGCACAAUUUACCUCUCAGCUACUAAAUACAAGCAAAAAAAAGAGAGAAAAAGUUUGAACUCGUAGCCAGAGUGGUUUCUGUUACCUAACACCCUCCUCCAAAUCAGUGCGUUUGACUUUUGUUUCAUUUUUUCUUCUUCUUCUUCUUGCGCUACCGUUAGCCUAGCUAGCACAACAUCUGCUAACCGUAGCUAGCUAGCCGUCCACCGCGGUGCUGCCGAGAUUUCCUCCGGACAACAAGAGAAACAUGACGCAGAUGUGCCGUGUCCAGUCAUGGUGCCUGGGAGUAACGUUACCGCUUAUUUUAGCUGCUGCCCUGCACCAGGGUUUUGCCACGGUUGCCCCUCCCACGACUCCUCAAACCACCGCUGCUCCGCACAAAGACCCCGAGAGACCUGAAAGAGGAAACUACCUGGUCACCGGCAGCAACGGCACUGCCUGUUUACUGGCAUAUAUGGGCCUCCAGCUCAACAUCUCCUUCACUUCUUUCUCCCAGAACAAGACGGUGCAGGAUAUCGUGAACCUUCAGCCUAAUUUCACAAAGAGCUCUGGGUCAUGUGAGGCAGAGAGCGCCACCCUGCGACUCACUACAGAUGCAGAGAAAACCAACCUCACCUUUGUCUUCGCUCUGAAUACUACGUCCAAUAAGUACCACUUGAGUGAAGUGUCUCUGUCAGCGGCUUGGCCAGAUAUGAAAGAACACUUCUUUGCCCAGAACCGCAGCCUGGACUACCUGCGGGGAACCCUGGGAUACUCGUACAUGUGCCGCGAAGAGCAGACUCUGAGCGUGACCCCCAACUUGUCCAUCAACACUUUCCAGGUGCAGCUGCAGCCCUUCGGCCUCACGGGAGACAAGUUUGGAGCAGCUGAGGAAUGCCAGUUGGAUGAAGAUGACAUGCUGAUCCCCAUCAUAGUCGGAGCAGCUUUAGCAGGUCUCGUCCUCAUCGUGCUGUUGGCCUACCUCAUCGGCAGGAAGAGGAGCCACGCUGGCUACCAAACCAUCUGAGGUCACUUACAUGUUCCCAGAGGCCAGAGCGCGCCACCCCAUCCCUGAAAUUAACCACUGUUUUACGAGACUUAACGCUCGACCUUCUUCCCCCUCGCUGUUCCCUCCUCCCUUCGUCCCCCCGCCUCUGUGUGUGUGCUGUUCUUUGCCCUCAUCGGUAACACUAGUCAUAAUCACUUUGUGGAGGUUGAUAUGCGCUUUCUGAACUGAUUGCUCUUUCAUGAAACAAAAAGGGACUCUGAUGGGAGAUUGUAAUGGAAUGGGGUAAACUUUUUCCUGGCACCACGUAAAGCAGGGGAUGCAUGUUGAUCAGAGGGUCAAUGAGAAUUCUCAAGUUCUUCUACUAUUUAUGAUUUCUGUGAAAGGAAUUUUGAGGGAUUGAGGGGAUCGCUACUUUAGCUUUUCUUGUCUGUUUUUUGGGUGACCGUUUUUAGUGGUCUUGCCAAAAAGGUUUGUUGUUUAUAAAGGGAAUAUCUCUGCCAGUCGUAUUACAUCCACCUCAGAUGUUGAAAACUGACUUUUUUUUUUUUUAUUCUUAUUGCCAAGCAAGGAACAUACUAAAACUAACCUAAUUCUGAAAAGAACGCACAAGGAGCUCGUCAGUAGUCCGAUACAUUUGGGAGUUUAUUUGUUUGACUGGGGUCAGUUGAUAAACUCCCGUUUCUACCUUUUAGAGGUACACAACUCAUUUCAUUAGAAAGUGUAGAUACAGUUGUGAGCUUUGUAGGAUUGUAGGCAACUAUUUUAGCUUUUUAGUCACUGCACUUAAAGGAAUAGUUAGACAUUUUGGGGAAAUAAGGUCGUUCGCUUUCUUGCUGAGAGUUGCAUGAGAAGAUUGACGUCACUCUUACAACAGCUAAAUAUGAAGCCACAGCCAGGAGAUGUUUACAGAUGGUAUAAGCCAGACUAUUUCUUGGCUGUGGGUGUUUGGGGACAGACUCUAGGAAGUAAACAUGUUUGCCCACUCAUAACCCACCUACAGAACUUGUUACAUGGUCCUGAACUGUAGCUUCAUAUUCACUGUAUCGACAUUAUAUUGAUCUGUUGAACUGGUAAUCGUUGACAAGGCAUUAGAAAUAAUUUAAUUAUCUUAAUAUAUAUAGUUUUUGAAGGGGUUGUCAGAGAAUGAUUCCAAACCUGAGAGAAUGUUACAAGUGGGCUAACAUUGUUAACAUUAUAGAGGAAUACAAAAUCUCAGCUAAAAAAUGUGUUUUUCAAAUGUAAAUCUCACAAGCGUACACUAAACAAGCUGCAGCAACACCAGCACAACCACUACGUUAAUGAGUGUGAAUGUGCUGGAAAUGUUUUGUUAUUGAUUCUAAUCAGAGAUUGAGCUUCAGGUCAAGGAAAUGCAGCUAGCAAGCACCUCAUCCUCUGUAAGCUAUCACAGACACUACAGGACUCUUUGUUAAUGCUGACGUCAAUGUGGCAAAGGCUCGUUAUCGAAAAAAACACUAUUGGUGGCCUCCUUGGGGUCGUCUUUUACUCUGAAAUGAUCCCACACUUUGGAUUUCCUGCCCAAUCCGAUGUGAUUAUUGUUCAAUACCUGCAGGGACCAGCUGUGUAAAGGAUAUCUGUCCAUAACCAAUCCACUCCCCUCGAUAUUUAGUCUACUAUUAGAAGGCAACUCUGUCGAUCUUCUCAUGUAACUCAGCACAAAAGCUAAGAAGUGUGUUUCCCACAGUAAUCAUAGACACUCCUGUGGAUUCUGCUGUUACAUUACACACGUGCACACCAGGAUUUGCUUAAACAAUCUCUUAAAAAGGCACUGUUGGUUUAGAUGAAGAAGCUCAGGACGUCACCGCAGUAACGUUAACACUGUCGAGUCCGCUGGGUGGUUUUUGUUUGUUUGUUUGUCUGUUCUGCAUUUGGGCCCACUUGGGAUUUUGUUUGCUUGAAGAGAAAGAUGUUACGCUGAAGUCCUGAGAAACAGCCACAAGUAAUGUCAAGUCAAAUGUCCGAAAUGCUCUAGUCAGUGUUCAUCAGUGCCUUCCCAGCUGUAACAUGGACUGAGUUCAAGUAACGCCAGUAUCACAGAUGUACUCACUCAUUCACUCACUGACACUGUGUGCUGCCAACUACGGGACAUUUUCUUUGUGUCUCACGUCGCCUUCAUGUACCGGUACUACCAUCAUUAAGCAUUGUUAGAUGUAGUAGGAGAAAGUACAGAUAUUUAUGUUGUUUUUUUGUGUUUAUUUUUCCUCCCUCAUCCUAAUAUCCAUAUAGUGAUUUAACAAGGUUUUAAUGGAUUUUGUUUGAACUGUUUUUUAAAGGAGAGGCCAAUAAAAGCGAACGAACGAG
Messenger RNA from Stegastes partitus (bicolor damselfish), 3367 nucleotides. RefSeq names its product lysosome-associated membrane glycoprotein 1-like. Gene Ontology annotation, biological process: establishment of protein localization to organelle. The transcript is spliced from 6 exons. Lineage: Eukaryota; Metazoa; Chordata; Actinopteri; Pomacentridae. Gene Ontology annotation, cellular component: lysosomal membrane; plasma membrane; late endosome membrane. The record is from RefSeq and is a predicted model, not a curated record. The coding region runs from base 308 to 1066 and encodes 252 amino acids.